CACAGCGAUUGGCCGGCCGUGGCUGUCGGCGCCGAGGCGGGAGCUCCCGGAGGCGGAGGCGGAGGCUGAGGCGGAGGCAGCGGGUGGGGGCCUGGCGGAGUGAAGGGGUACCAAGAUGGCGACUGAAACGGUGGAGCUCCAUAAGCUGAAGCUUGCUGAACUAAAGCAGGAGUGUCUUGCUCGUGGUUUGGAGACCAAGGGAAUAAAACAAGAUCUCAUCAACAGGCUCCAGGCAUAUCUUGAAGAGCAUGCUGAAGAGGAGGCAAAUGAAGAAGAUGUACUGGGAGAUGAAACAGAGGAAGAAGAACCGAAGCCCAUAGAACUGCCUGUCAAAGAGGAAGAACCUCCUGAAAAAACUGUUGAUGUGGCAGCAGAGAAAAAAGUGGUAAAAAUUACAUCUGAAAUACCACAGACUGAGAGGAUGCAGAAGAGAGCUGAACGAUUCAAUGUACCUGUGAGCUUGGAGAGUAAGAAAGCUGCCAGGGCAGCUAGAUUUGGGAUUUCUUCAGUUCCAUCAAAAGGCCUGUCAUCUGAUGCCAAGCCUAUGGUUAACCUGGAUAAGUUAAAGGAAAGAGCUCAAAGAUUUGGUUUGAAUGUCUCUUCAAUCUCCAGAAAGUCUGAGGAUGACGAGAAGCUGAAAAAGAGGAAGGAGCGAUUUGGGAUUGUCACAAGUUCAGCUGGAACAGGAACCACAGAGGAUACAGAGGCAAAGAAGAGGAAAAGAGCAGAGCGCUUUGGGAUUGCCUGAUGAAAAGCUUUUGAUGCUUUCUGUUCUCCAGUGGUUUCCAUCUCUUCGACUCUUCCUGGUCACAUAUAUACCUAAAUGCACAGUCAUGUGCCUAGGUCCUGCCUUGCAGUGAGGGAGCAUGUACCCCAGGUACAUCCGUGAACUCCAGCAGCAGUUUGACUUACUGCAGUUCCAACUUUAAGGUUUUUGUUGUUGUGUUGUUGUUUUUUAAUUAUUAUUUUGCUUGUUAAUAAAAAAAA
Messenger RNA from Balaenoptera musculus (blue whale), 987 nucleotides. RefSeq names its product SAP domain containing ribonucleoprotein (gene SARNP). Lineage: Eukaryota; Metazoa; Chordata; Mammalia; Artiodactyla; Balaenopteridae. Gene Ontology annotation, biological process: poly(A)+ mRNA export from nucleus. Gene Ontology annotation, cellular component: nucleus. The transcript has 11 exons. Bases 116 to 748 code for a protein of 210 amino acids. The record is from RefSeq and is a predicted model, not a curated record.